AUGGAGAGAUUUAACUUGAAGAACUGUAAUAGCACAUCUGUCCCAGUUAUGGCAAACUUACAACUCACGUGUCAGCAAGAAGAGACCAAGGUUGAUGCAACCCUGUUCAAGCAGAUUGUAGGAACUCUUUGUUACAUAUGCAACAGCAGACCGAACAUCAGCUUCAGAGUCGGGCUUGUAAGCAGGUUCAUGCAUGAUCCAAGACAGUCUCAUCUUGCAGCAGCCAAGCACAUUCUGCGCUACUUGAAGGGAACAACGGAUUAUGGUCUUCAUUUUCCUAGGAAGGUUGACAGUACGUGUGAUAUUUUGAAGGCAUGGUGUGAUGCAGACUGGAGUGGUGAUCAAGUGAAUAGGAAGAGCACCUUUGGAUACCUGUUCAAAUUGAUGGGAGCUUCAAUAUCUUGGUGCUCAAAGAAACAAAAUGUUGUUGCACUCUCAUCUUGCGAAGCAGAGUAUAUAUCUACAGCAGAAACUGCUUGCCAAUGUGCUUGGCUAGAAGCUAUUCUAUGA
This is a messenger RNA of Vigna umbellata (rice bean), 510 nucleotides long. Lineage: Eukaryota; Viridiplantae; Streptophyta; Magnoliopsida; Fabales; Fabaceae. The record is from RefSeq and is a predicted model, not a curated record.